Messenger RNA from Triplophysa rosa, 989 nucleotides. RefSeq lists its product as uncharacterized. The transcript has 5 exons. The record is from RefSeq and is a predicted model, not a curated record. The coding region runs from base 264 to 989 and encodes 241 amino acids. NCBI's taxonomy places the organism in Eukaryota, Metazoa, Chordata, Actinopteri, Cypriniformes, Nemacheilidae.
GUCUCCUAUGAUGAACUAACAGUUAUAAUAACAACACUAAUACUGUAGAUUCGUGUAUUUUUAGCUUUCAGUGUGCUUUAAUGUGUUUUUUAUAUCAUUAUCGAUCAUGAUACUGGUGUGUUGUUGUUAAGAGUGUGUAACUGUGUUUCUAUAAUUAUAGAACACAGAGUAAUAAGUAGUCAAGUCAUGGGCUAGUGUUAUGUUACUAAUCAGUGUAUGUAAUCAGUAAUUCUAAUUCUAAACAUGCUUCAAAUGUUUCAGAGAUGUCUAAAAAGUCACACAAGGCCUUCGGGGACGAUGAGUGGAUGUUCAGUCUGCGACGGUUUGCCAGCACAGGGGUUUGGCCCUCUGAAGCUGGCAACAGACCUGCUCCCCGUCAGAAGAAGUGGUUUGAACUCUUUCAGAGGAUAGAUAAAUGUCCAAUGCAGGUCCGUGGCCAGGCAACACUUUUUGGUGGACCACAGAAAUGCCUUUGUGGAUUCCACACGCCUAAGUCUGCACUCUCCACAAGUGCUCCACCUGCCUCCACUCCUUCUUCUGUUUCGGCCUCUACAUCAGCACCAACCAUUUCACGGCCUGCACUUAACUUAUCAACGUUUACAAAGAAACGAUUUGGAGGAUCCAUUAGUUCAGCAGCCAAACCCAACCUAAAUAUACCAAGGCGGAUCCAGCCUGGUAGUCAUAGUCUGACUCCUUCAGCCAGUCAGUCACCUGCAGCCAGACCUGCUCCUUCAGCCACACCACCUCCUUCAGCCAGACCUGCUCCUUCAGCCAUUCCUUCUCCUUCAGCCAGACCACCUCCUUCAGCCAGUCCGUCAAAUAUUACUUCAGCCGGUCCUUCUCCUACAGCCAGACCUGCUCCUACAUCCUCAGUGAGUACCCGUCUAUUUGUUCCGGCAUCUGUAAUUACAUGUACAGUACAUAUGGGUCAAUCUAUAAUUGGGGGUACAUUUCACAUCAACCAAAAAUUACAGAACAAAUAUGUAUGA